Salvelinus namaycush (lake trout) is the source of this 1096-nucleotide messenger RNA. RefSeq names its product ATG16 autophagy related 16-like 2 (S. cerevisiae) (gene atg16l2). The record is from RefSeq and is a predicted model, not a curated record. Gene Ontology annotation, cellular component: autophagosome membrane. Bases 125 to 1096 code for a protein of 323 amino acids. Gene Ontology annotation, biological process: autophagosome assembly; negative stranded viral RNA replication. The transcript has 9 exons. NCBI's taxonomy places the organism in Eukaryota, Metazoa, Chordata, Actinopteri, Salmoniformes, Salmonidae.
GCCAGUCUCGCUAGAGAUUUUAUUGAAAAGGAAAAUUAAUGAAUGUUUCUCUGAUAUACAAUAGACUAAACUAUUUGGCAAUGCCGUUUAGUAACAGCCUAAAUUGCUGUAGGACUAGUCUAUCAUGGCGGCGCUAGGAGCGGAACGUGGCGAGGCGUCUAAAGUCGAGGAGAAGAUAAACACACAGAAGACGGCCGACUCAUGGAAACGUCAUAUCAUCCGCCAACUCAAACAUCGGGAUAAGUAUCAGAAGACGAUGUUUCAAGAUGUCAUACUGGCAUAUAUAAAUCUCCUGGAGAAGUCCAAUCAGAGAGCCCUCAUCACGAAAGGCAUCCUGGGAUCUGGUUCAAGGUACCCAGCCUCCUCCAACGAUUCCUUGACGUCUCUGAUUUCCAAGAAUGACGAUCUGAAGAAAACAACUGGCGAGCUGGCCUACCAAGUAUUGGAGCUCCAGCAGGAGAUUAAGAUCAAAGACUCCGUACUGGAAGAACAACAUGCCAGGAUGUGUGAGGUGCAGAGGGAUCUGCUGGGGGUGCAGGCUAAGGAUGGAAGUCUGGCGGUGCGUGUUGCCGAGGUGACGGAGGGGAACCGGCUGUUGAAACGGGAGUACGACUCUCUGCUGGAGCGGCACCAUGAUAUGGACCAGACCUUCAGAGAGGAGAAGCUCAGAGGUCAGGAAAUGCUGGAGGAACUGGUUCGGAGGAAGCAACACGCAGCCGUCAGGAUGAACAGUCGCAACGAGAGACGGGUCAGAGCCAGAGAGGCAAGUCUUCAGAAGGAACUGGAGACCGCCGGGAAGGUGAAUGUGACCAUUGAUGUCGGGUCUGUCAGUGCCCCGGCCUCCAGAGAAGCCUCCCCUAAGAGUGAUCUGGCUGAGAGACGGACCACUAGACUGUUCAGUAGAAAGAAGCGUCGGGGGAACUCGCUGUGUCUGAGUCUGGAGGAGGAGCUGUAUGUUCCUGUAGGGAUCUGUCUGGCUGCCAGGGUCCCUGCUAGGGCUCUGCAUGUCCUGGAUGCCCAUGAGUUGGGUAUUAAUGCAGUGAGGUUCAGCUCCAGUUGUAACCUUGCCCGGGAGCAAGAUGAUAGCUGGGACUAG